This is a messenger RNA of Hippoglossus stenolepis (Pacific halibut), 1626 nucleotides long. RefSeq names its product secreted phosphoprotein 1 (gene spp1). Gene Ontology annotation, biological process: cell adhesion; ossification. Lineage: Eukaryota; Metazoa; Chordata; Actinopteri; Pleuronectiformes; Pleuronectidae. The record is from RefSeq and is a predicted model, not a curated record.
ACCACCCAGGAGAUAAACUCAAGAGAAAACCUCCGUCCGCCUCUUUCUGCCCGACGUCCCUGCAGCUUCAGAACAAGACAACAAACUCUGACACCAUGAAAGUGGCCGUUGUUUUCAUUCUGCUCUUCGCCACAGUUCUCUGUCGGCCGGCGAAGAAAGUUUCUCUCAGCAGUUCAGAGAGCUCUGAGGAGGUGUUGAGACGACAAGCUGCCAAGAAGCAGGCGGCAUUGGUUCCCCAGGCCCGUGUAGCACCGGUUCAGGCAGCUUCCUCCGCCUCAGACGAGAGCGCAGAGAGUUCAGAACAGGGGGCAGCAGUGGCUCCAGCACCGGAGGACACAUCCGUCAGCCCAGACCCGACCCCGACCUCAGAUACAACCGACAGCCAGGACAGUGAGGAUGAUGACGAUGAUGAUGAAACAGAAGAAGAUGAGGAUGAAUCUAGCGAAAGCUCAGAGUCUGGCGAGUCCUCCAGCCCGGCCCCCGCCACCGUCAGCCCCACGGUCUUCACAGAGGAGCCCAUGAUUGAAACCACCGAGGAUCCCAUCGUGCCGACCAUCGUCUUCGACCCAGAAACAGCCCGUGGCGACAACUUGGGAAGAUACCCCGGCGAAUACAAAUCCAUCAUCUACGUGGAGGACAAGUCCUACAACAAGUUGCCCUCUCCCUACAAGUCCUGGGAGUACGUCAACACAGGGAAGAAAGUGGCCUACGAUAUGACCGACGGCAACGAGGUGGAGAAGUCGCUGCCCGUGUAUAAGGCUAUUCAGGUCCACUCUGACAUCCUGGAGGAGGACACCAGCACCCCUGAGAUGGAGAGCCAGGGCCUGGACGCCACUCAGGACCCGGAAAUCACCGCCCGCCAGGCCUCCCUCCCAGGAGAGGAAGAGGUCGUGAGUGCCAGCAAUGCCACAACCAACGAAAGCUCCAGCGCCAGCUCCAGCGACAGCGCCAGCGCGGAGUCCCAGGACGAGGAGAGCAGCGAGGAGGCCACGGCCACGCCCGCCGCAGACAGUGACUCCGACGAGAGUGUGGAGGACGAUUCAGAUGAGGAGGUGGCCAUACCUGACGCUACCACCGACAUGCCAAUGGUCAUCACUGCCAAAUAAGCCCCACCCAUCCAGGAAACGGGCUGGAUGGCGUCACGUCACAUAAAAGAUGUGGGCAAACUGCCUCCAGGUGCAAAAAUAAAACCAAAACUCCACAACCUCUUUCCACUGCCGGGCCAAACAGGAACUGAACAGGCUUGAUUAUUAUUGAUUAUAUCUCUGUGAUUAUUUGUUGUUGAGGCAGAAAUGCCUUUUCUAAACAGGUAUAUAUAUAUUUUACUUGACCAGUCUUGGAAACCACCAUGUUUGACUCUGCAGGGGGAAAGUGGUUGAAAGUGACGAGUUCUACCUUCAGCAGGAGGUUGACUGACCUCGUGACCUUUGUCCCGUCGCCUCUCCGCCGUGUUGCUGCAGGGUCCGGGGUCAAAACUGCAAAAAGAGCAAAGACACACACUUGAGUUCUAAUAUCUACACUAGCACAACACUGCAUUUAAUCAUGAAUUAACAACUGCAAAGUACAGUUUAAUAUUUAUAAUCAUUUCAAGCAUAUUAACAAAAAUAAAACUUGUCAUUAAGUCGU